This is a messenger RNA of Musa acuminata AAA Group (dessert banana), 297 nucleotides long. RefSeq names its product auxin-induced protein 15A-like. Bases 1 to 297 code for a protein of 98 amino acids. The record is from RefSeq and is a predicted model, not a curated record. Gene Ontology annotation, biological process: response to auxin. Lineage: Eukaryota; Viridiplantae; Streptophyta; Magnoliopsida; Zingiberales; Musaceae. The transcript has a single exon.
AUGGGAGUUCGCUUGGCAGGAGUUGUACGCAUGAAGCACAUCCUUCAACAAUCUUUCCGGAACCAGCAGAGGGCGACGGCGUCGGCGGAUGUCCCGAAGGGCCACUUUGCGGUAUACGUCGGCGAGAUGGAGAAGCGGUUCGUCGUCCCUAUCUGCUAUCUGCACCACCCUUCCUUCCAAACCUUGCUUCAUAAGGCCGAAGAGGAGUAUGGAUUCGAGCACCCGAGAGGCAUGCUCAGAGUUCCAUGCGACGAAGAUGACUUCGCUACUCUCACUUCUCAAAUGACCGGCUCCUGA